Entamoeba invadens IP1 is the source of this 690-nucleotide messenger RNA. RefSeq lists its product as hypothetical. The coding region runs from base 1 to 690 and encodes 229 amino acids. The record is from RefSeq and is a predicted model, not a curated record. The transcript has a single exon. NCBI's taxonomy places the organism in Eukaryota, Evosea, Mastigamoebida, Endamoebidae.
AUGAUCCUCUUUAUCCACUUGUUAUUGUUAUGUUUUGUCAAAGGUACGAAUUACGAAAAUGGUUCUCCAAACGAACACAUCACCCCUGGUGCAAUCAGUUUACUCGAAGAAUUCAAAAUGAAUCAAAACACCUUUUUGGGUCAAAUCGUGAUGGCAACAAUGGAGAGCAAGAAUGACCGAAAAUUCAAACACAUUUUAGUCAAAUUGCAAAACAUUUUUAGUGUGGAUUCAAACUCAAGAGAUUUGUUAGACCAUUGUUUAAAAACACCACAAUGUUCAAUGGAAAAAAUCGGAAUUUGGUUACUUUCCACAACCAAACUUGAUUUAAAGCCUGUAUCUGAUGAUAUUAUCGACUUAUGUUCCAAAAUGAAUGUUUAUAUCAAAAAAAUCAGAGGCCAAAUGUUCACUUCAAAACACAAAAAGCGUGAUCAAGAAAUUGUUGUAAUGUCAGUUCUUUCAUAUUUGAAUAAAUACAACACUCUUUUUGGUAAUCUCAGAGUUCACAGAGGAUUUGAGGACUUUCUCCCCUUAAACAAAGCGAUGUUCUCCAUGAGUCUUUUAAUCGAAAAAAUAGCUAAAAACGCAAUUUUACCAAAACAAGGAUACGUAUUCAAAAAGGGUAAAAAGACCCCCAAACCACAAGAAGAGAGUGAUUUUGAAAGGUUGCACAAACAGUUUAAACCACAUUAA